CCUUCCUCUUCACAACAAACCUGCACCACAAUUCCACUGCUGUCACAGCAUUCAUACAAAUUGGUUUGCGCCUCCGCAUUUUGAGCCAUACAACACUCGCAAUACGAACCCAAAAUCUCCCACAGCAACAAUGUCUUCCUUCGUUGGGCAAUCUGCCCAAGGCAUCGCCGCCACCGAGUCCUCUACAAAUGAGCGAAAUGAAGGCGGCAACUCUCCUGAGGCCAUAUACCAAGGCAACAACGAAGCUGCCGCUACUGGCGGGGAGAGCUUCAACGACAGUGGAAUUUUCGAGGACGACGAUUCAUAUCGCCCGACGGCCGAUUACAAGGACUUCCAGCUCUUCGAUGGUGACCUCCCUGAGAUCGAUCCCGACACGGACAAAUUCUUCGCAGAUGCAGACGCCUCCGUGCAACACCAUACCGAGUUCUUCUAUUUGGGAAGCAACGAUAGCGGUGUCGGGUUCGACGACCACACUCCGGGCCCUCAGAUUCCUGCGUCUGAGGACGACGCACUCUUCCAAGAUGCUGUCCAGCAAGUGACCUCCACCGCGGUCAGCAAUACGGUCUAUGAAGCUCUCGAAGAUUACGAUGUUCGCUCGCAAUCUACCUAUAUCCCCCCGCCGUCUCCACAAGUCGGAGACGUCGCUAUAGACCCGCUUGUUGGGUGGGUAGGCAGCUAUCUCCGCCAUGAAUAUAUCGCAUACCAGCUUUCACAACCGCUUUACGCCGUGCACGAGUCGGAGGAAUAGUCGGCCCUUUGUCUCUUUUACGACCUUGGUAACGGCAUUCCUUUGGAUAUUUUGUCCAAAUUUUGGAAAUUUUGCUUGGAUUUGGUUAAGAAUCAUAAGUGCUCGCGAGGGAACGGUAUCGCUUGAGCUGAUGGUCGGGUGGACUUGCGGCGUUGUUAAUACGGAGCGAGAGAUAUGAUGAUAAGAGCAGUGGAGUUUCUGGCGUUGGACGGUGUUUAUAUACCAAAAGUUUUUUCUUUGUUCCUCCUCAUUACAUAUGAUAUCCAAGCUUUAAAUAUAUCGACCGAAUUUACAUUUUCGGCUCUCGAUCUCCAUCCCACCCGUCUGUGCACUUACAGUCGUCUGAUCUUCCGCACUCCAUCUGAACCUAAAUUCCCAUCCCUCCAUCGCCACGCUCUCCUUGCCCACCUCGUUCUGCAAGGACAGAGGUGUUACUCCUCUCUCCCUCCCUGACCCACCGUAUCCUCCUAAUCCGAUGCUCCAUCAUCACUAUCAACCCCCUUUCAUCAAACACUGUUCCAAAUCUCUCCCACUAAAUCCAUUUACCUGCGGCCCAGAAAAUCAUGUUUCCACCCCUCCUCCCCCCAUCUCUCAUCCCUCACUCCCCCUAUUCUCGCCCCUCGCCCCGCUCCCCCUCACCUCGUUCGCUGCACCUUCAUCCUCACAUCCUCGCAUCUCACAUCCUCGCAUCUUACAUCCUAGCAUCUUACAUCCUCACACCUCACAUCCCGCAUCCUCACAAUCUCAACCCCGCGAUGAUCAGCGCCCCCGCCCCCAGCCCGUCGCCGCCGCCGUCGCCAACGCCGCCGCCUCCUACCACCAACCGCGCACCCGCUCCGUUGCCGAUACGCCAAUUUUAACCUUACCGGUCCCUUACCUUACCUGGUCGGCUGGCUGCAUGGUGUGAGCUUGAGGCGUGAGCUUAAGGCUUAGGGUUGAGUUGGGGUUUGGAUUUAUUUGGGUUUGGGUUUGGACUUGGGUUUGGAUUUAUUUGGGUUUGGGCUUGGAUUUGGUUUGACUGCACCCUACAGUACUGACAGAUCGCCACCCAGUUACCAGAAUCUAGUGUUAAACUUCGUAGGUAGUUGUCGCAGCACGGCACGACGCAAAGGCGGCCGUGGCGGCGAAUACCUGCUGCGGCGGCCAGUGGGUGAGUGAGUGAGUGGUGUCUGCGAUGAGAACGCUAAAAUUACAGGUGGAUGGAUGGAUUGAUUGUUUAGUUUGUAUUGUGGAUAAAAUAAUAACAGGCUCUGGUGGGCCUGUUAACCAGGCUGUAAGGUAUCUAAGGUUAUGUACAGUCCAAGUUUGGAUCGUUAUUGUUGAAUGCAAGCUGCGAAGAGAUUGUCGUGUACGGUUGGUAGUGUAUUGUAUUGUAUUGUAGUUUAUAUUUGCGACCUGUAGGUAGUGAUUGGAAUAUAUCAUAAGAGAAAUAAGGUAAGUGGAUCCGAAAGAGUGCAGCUGGCGCGGUACCUACUCAUCCACUUCUGACAGAACAAUUAAGCACCACAACAAAUACUGCCUCGUCGUAGCCUCGUGAGACCCAGAGUCAUCUAUCUCCCCCUCCCCAAACAUCCCUUACUUUCAGGUCAUGGCCAUAAUCAUAACCAAACACAGACCACUGCCAUAUCCCAGGUCCUGCCUUCCACUGGCAAACUCAGCCAGUACCUCGCAUCGCUCGACCGAUACCCCUCGUCUCUUGGAACGGUACGGUACGUCGGUACCAGAGAGAGAGCGGUGAAGGGGAAGGUAACUAUGAGGCUAGAUUGGGUUGCGAAAAAAAAAUUGAGAGCCCAAAAUGCGAUGUGCAACAGAAUUAGAAAGGGAUUAAUCGGACAACUGCGGGGAUUGGAGAGGAGGGAAGCAAAUGUCCGAAUGCCAUGUGGUUGUGCGGGGUUGGGCUGUUCUGGGCGGCGGCAUGGUGGCUUUAGGGACCUACCUGCAUCAGCAAAAUGGCGAUCUCAGGAGGGUGAGAGAAGCCUGAUGAUAUGUUGAGAUAGCUGGUAGGACUGGUAUUGGAUUUGAAUUGUUUCGUGCUUUUUGGGGGAGUAAGGGCCUGUGGAGCUGUGGUGGGGUGGGGUGUGAGAUGGGCGUGGAAUUUGCGCAGUAAUUAAUGGUGGGAGAUGCAAUUGGUCAUGGUCUGCUGCACAGCUUGGAGAUAUGGUAUUGGCUAAUGGUAGAUCCGCAUCAAUUUUAUUGAAGCUGUCUCCAAAUCCUGUUGUAAAUGUAGAAGGUUCUGACAUAGGUACAUCGACGGAGUGGCAGAAAGCGGGGUUGUCUCUUUUAUUCAAGCGAGUCGCCAAGAUUGAAGUUCCGUUACGAAGUAUCUUCUGUGCAAAUCGUAGAUAUGUAGGAAUUGUAGCAUAUCCUUUA
Messenger RNA from Cadophora gregata, 3118 nucleotides. RefSeq lists its product as uncharacterized. NCBI's taxonomy places the organism in Eukaryota, Fungi, Ascomycota, Leotiomycetes, Helotiales, Ploettnerulaceae. The transcript is spliced from 2 exons. The coding region runs from base 131 to 748 and encodes 205 amino acids. The record is from RefSeq and is a predicted model, not a curated record.